AUGGGCUUGCAUUCGCUGCUGCAUAAGGCCAAGGAGGGCCUCGAAGAGCUGCUCGAGGGCGAAGAGAGACAUUCGCACACCCACGACGGCCACGAGUGUCACCAGGACGCCUCGCAUGCCGAGUACAGCAGCAACCGCUUCUGCUCCUUCGCGCCCCAGAGCUCGGGACAUGCCAAGUGGUAUGUCGACGGCGCCUCGUAUUUCUGGGCCGUCUCUGUGGCCCUGGAAGAGGCCCGAGAGUCCAUCUACAUCCUGGACUGGUGGCUGAGCCCCGAGCUGUACCUUCGCCGCCCCCCUGCACGCAAUGAGCGCUACAGGUUGGACUACAUGCUCAAAGCCGCCGCCGAGCGAGGCGUGCGCGUCUACGUGAUAGUCUACAAGGAGGUGCCGCAAGCGCUGACUCCCCUGCAUCCAAACAUCAAGGUGUUCCGGCACCCUGACCACUAUCCGAGCGGCAAUGACUUCGUCUCGGAACUCUCGUCCAGCCUGCAGAAUUUCAGCUUGAAGACAUUCGACCUUGCCCGCGCUUCCGAGGACGUCAUCAAGGGUCUCUAUGGCACCGCCGAGGACACUGUGCUCUUUUGGGCACACCACGAGAAGCUCUGCCUCAUUGACGGCCGGGUUGCCUUCAUGGGAGGUCUAGAUAUGUGCUUCGGAAGAUGGGAUACGAACAGCCACCCCAUCGCGGACGCCCAUCCUGGAAACGUGGACCAGAUCCUGUUCCCGGGACAAGACUACAAUAACGCAAGGAUCUACGACUUUGAGGACGUCGAUAAGUGGGAGAACAACAAGCUCGAUCGCACCAAAAGCUCACGCAUGGGAUGGUCCGACAUCAGCAUCAGCCUCUCGGGCCCGAUCGUGGAUAGCCUUGCCAUCCACUUCGUCCAGCGUUGGAACUUUAUCUUCAACUCGAAAUACAUUUCCCGUGACAUCGGCAAGUACCAGCUGCUGGAAGGGCCUCCCACUCAUCGCCACGCCGCCUCCCACCUAUUGGAAGAUGGAGAGGAGUACUUUGGCGGGCUGCACCGUCGCUUUACACGCCACAUGCACCGCUUCCUUGGAGACGCAGGAGAGGAGACAUUCCGCGGGCCGCAGGGACCAAGCGAUGGCGCCCACAUUCAACUGACUCGGAGUUGCUCCAAGUGGUCGAUGGGUGUCAGCACGGAGCACUCGAUUGCCAAUGCGUACAUCGAGGCGAUCAGGAACGCCAGGCACUUUGUCUACAUUGAGAAUCAGUUCUUCAUCACGGCGACGUCAGACGAGCAGAAACCGGUGGGCAAUAAGAUUGGCCGGGCCAUUGUCGACCGUAUCCUCCGAGCGCACGAGAAUGGCGAGUACUUCCACAUCGUGGUCGUGAUGCCUGCCGUGCCUGCCUUUGCUGGAGACCUCAAGUCCGACGGCGCGCUGGGCACGAGAGCAAUCAUGGAGUUCCAAUACAACAGCAUCAACCGUGGCGGGCAUAGCAUUGUCGAGACUCUGCGGAACUCGGGCGUCGAGGAUCCCCACAGGUACAUUACCUUCUACAACCUACGCAGCUUCGACCGGAUCAACACGAGCGCCAUCAUGGGACGCGCCGAGCGCGAGAGCGGCGUGCGCUACGAGACCGCGCGACGUGAGUUCGACGAGCGUUACGAGGGAUACGAUUACGAGCGGGAUCAGCACGUCCAUGGCGACGGCCGAGGUGACGAGUACGGGUGGGGCGACGGACCGCGCCGCCGCGAGGACUAUGGCCGUGGUGACGACGGGUACUACGGUCGCGGCGGCAAUGACUAUGCGAGCAGUGGUCAGUACGGUUACGAUGACAGCCAAUACCGACGCUACCAGGAGGCCGCCCGUCAUCUGUCGGACCAGACCUGGGAUACCAUCUCGGCGUGCUACAUGGAGAACGGGCCGGAUCUGCGCCGCAUCCCAUGGACCGGCUCCCCCGAGGACGAAUUCAACGCGUUCGUGUCCGAAGAGCUGUACAUUCACAGCAAGGUCCUCAUCGCCGACGACCACCUCGUCAUCUGCGGCUCAGCCAACCUCAAUGACCGAUCGCAGCUUGGCAACCACGACAGCGAGAUCGCUGUCGUCAUUGAGGACCCCACUCCCGUUCCGAGCAUGAUGGCCGGUAGGCCCUACACAGCCUCUGCUUUCGCGACGUCCCUCCGCCGUCAGCUCUUCCGCAAGCACCUUGGCCUGCUGCCGGACCAGCGCCCGGACGCGGUCACCCGCAACUGGACCCCCGUCACGCACGACCCGACCAACGAGUACGACUGGGGCUCGCCCGCCGACCGGCUGGUGCAGGACCCGAUGAGCCCGGAGUUCCUGCGCCUGUGGCAGACCACGGCAAGGCGGAACACGGAGAUCUUCAGCCGCGCGUUCCACCCCGUGCCGAACGACCAGGUGCGCACCUGGGAGGACUACGACCGCUUCUUCUCGCGCCACUUCGUCAUCCCCGGCGAGCCGGCCGAGCAGGCGGCCGAGGGGUACAAGCAGGGCAAGGUCGACUACGGACACGUCGUGCCGGACGAGUUCCCGGGCGGCGUCGAGGAGCUGAAGGAUUGGCUGGCCGGUAUCAGGGGAACUCUGGUCGAAAUGCCGCUGCAGUUCCUGAUUGAUGUGGAGGAUCUGGCGAAGAACGGGCUGACGCUGAACAGCUUGACCGACAAGCUUUACACGUAAGGGGAGUCGAGCAAAGACGCCGUCACCAAGGGAUAGUCCCACCUUUUCAGUAAGCCACGG
Messenger RNA from Thermothielavioides terrestris NRRL 8126, 2724 nucleotides. RefSeq lists its product as uncharacterized. The record is from RefSeq and is a predicted model, not a curated record. The transcript has 11 exons. Gene Ontology annotation, molecular function: D-type glycerophospholipase activity. Lineage: Eukaryota; Fungi; Ascomycota; Sordariomycetes; Sordariales; Chaetomiaceae. The coding region runs from base 1 to 2664 and encodes 887 amino acids. Gene Ontology annotation, biological process: intracellular signal transduction; phosphatidic acid biosynthetic process; cell motility.